AUGGAGGCCUAUGAGGUACCCAAGGAAUGCUUGGCUUAUUGGUUGGCUCCCCAACUGACAGGAAAGGCCCAGCAGGCCUAUGCAGCAGUGACUAGUGACAGCGAAAAGAAGUACGAGGUCAAGACUGCCAUCCUGAGAAGGUAUAACAUCAACGAGGAGACCUACAGAUCCAGGUUCAGAUCAUCUAGAAGGAAAGAAGGAGACGGCUACAUUGAGCAGGCAAUUAGGAUGUCUGACCUUCUUGAGCGCUGGACUGUAGGGUGUAGAAGCAUGGCUGAAUUGAGGGAGAAAAUGUUACUCAAGCAGUUACUCAAUGUGAUGUCGCCUGAGCUAAGGAUAUGGGUGAAUGAGAGGAAGCCCAAGUCGGCAGAUAAAGCUGCUACAGUAACGGACGACUGUAUGACAGCUAGAAGGAUGACUGGGAAGAACUGGAAGGAGACUGGUGGAAAGGAGAAGACUGGUGAAGACUCAAUUAAGCGAAAGGGUGGGGCUGAUAGCAGAAUGUGCCACGUAUGCAAACAAAAUGGACAUCUUGCUUACAACUGUCCCACAAAAAGAGAGCGAGAGGACGCCACUACUAAAGAUGAGGAAACUAAGAAAAGGAAACCUACACUGAGGAACGUAAAGUGCUAUAGCUGUGGGAAUCUGGGCCACAUGUCGAUGCAGUGUCCAGAUAAAGCUUGGUUCUGUGGUGGAGGAAUCCCGAAACGAAUGUCUAGAAGUUCUGUUCUUGUAGAGAGGACUAGAGUGAAGGACAUAGUGCUGGAUACUGGGUUUACUAGGACUAUGGUGCGAUGUGACUUGGUACCAGAAGACGAACUAAUAGAAUUAGAAGCAGUGGCAGUGAGGUGUGCUCAUGGUGAUACCGUGCUGUACCCCCUAGCUGAAGAGGAGAUGGAGCUUGGAAGUGACAGGAUGGUUGUGACAGCAGCAGGGCUGAUUGUCUUCCUGUGUCAGUACAAUUAG
Molecule: messenger RNA, 966 nt
Organism: Amphimedon queenslandica
Lineage: Eukaryota; Metazoa; Porifera; Demospongiae; Haplosclerida; Niphatidae
Exons: 1
Coding region: 1-966 (321 amino acids)
Molecular function (GO): zinc ion binding; nucleic acid binding
Source: RefSeq, a predicted model, not a curated record